This is a messenger RNA of Xenopus tropicalis (tropical clawed frog), 594 nucleotides long. Its product is annotated as fer-1-like protein 5. NCBI's taxonomy places the organism in Eukaryota, Metazoa, Chordata, Amphibia, Anura, Pipidae. The record is from RefSeq and is a predicted model, not a curated record. Bases 1 to 594 code for a protein of 197 amino acids. Gene Ontology annotation, cellular component: membrane. The transcript is spliced from 7 exons.
AUGGAGGUCUCGAAGACAAGAAAAUUUUUCAAAACUAUUUCAAAACCAUUUCGGAUGAUCGGAAAAUUAUUCCGAAAGAAAUCAAAGAAAGAUUUCGAAGAAAUUGAAAAAUACGAACCGGUGAAAGAGGAAACUCCUAAAGUUCCUGAAAUGAAUGAGAUUAUGGCUGAAGAAGGGAGAGUUGCAAUUGCUAAUGUUCCUAAACAGGAAACACAACAGCAAACCAACCAGCCAACUAUCAUUCCCUCCCAAGUGGAGAAGAAUGAAAAGUCUCAAGAAUUUAAGAUUCAGGUUCGCAUAAUAGAAGGACGCCAUCUGACUGGCAACAAUAUCAAGCCAGUUGUGAAGGUUAAAAUUGGACACCAGGCUCAGCACACAAGAAUAGGGACUGGCAACAAUCCUUAUUUUAACCAGAUGCUGACCUAUGACAUGCAUCGAUCACUUUCAGAUCUGCAUAUGGAACCUAUAACCAUUCAGGCACUAAGGUCUCGUGCGUUUAGAGCAGACAGCCUGAUUGGUGAAUUUAAGCAUAUGGCCCCAAAAAGCACACAUUUAUCUCUCUUGAUACUGGAGUUGUCUGCCACAGCUCGAUGA